AUGUCUCCCUCACCUUCACGUACAGUUCCCCCUUCACUUGGCCAAUCGUUAUUCAGGCGACAAAGCUGGCAGCGGACGCGCGAUGAUGAUGACUCAGACGACGACGAUGACGACGAUGACAAUGGCUCUUCCACUUCCACUUCUCAUUCAAAGUCGCCGCAAUCGACCCACUCGCAAUCGUCUCAGCAUGACGGGCAUAAUUCCAGCCAAGUCACCUCUGGCACUGGCACAAGCCAUGCUGGUGCUAUUGCCGGCGGAGUCAUUGCAGGUAUUAUUGUCCUAGCUAUCCUUGCGUUCUUCUGGUGGAGAAGACGGUCGUCGAGAAACAGACCCAACGUGAAGAUAGAGAUAGACCCCAUGUCAACCUUGAACGGCGAAGCCUACGCUUGGAAAACAACUGCACGAAAAGCCGAAGAGCAAAGUCUUAUUCACGAACGUAGCUCUACUGUUGGCGCUGAUUUAUCACCUCGCCCAUCUCAGCCGCAGUUUUGGCAAGUGCACAAUGUCGAUGAUGUGACUGAUAACAUGCACGACGCACCGAUUCCGCGAAGUGUACCCGGUGUCGGGAACACGCCUGUCGUUUCGAAUAUUUCUUCUGGAAAAACACCUGGAGAAAAAUCCAGAAACGCUACCUCGACAAUUAACUUGAUACCAGUUCCAGAAAAGGAUUUUCGAGAUUACCGUGUUGGCAAUGCCAGCGCCAGUAGCUCGAAGGCUGGAUCGCAGAGCCCAUAUAGCUCUAGCGACAGCACUAAGGGUACCACCGAGAAAGACGGUUACUCGACGGUCAAAGGGGGCUCUACAUUGCACGACUCACCGGGUCCAUCUGCGUGGAAGGAGAAGGAAGGGCUGAAGCAGACAUAUGACAUCCCCGUGAGCGAUUCUAGGAGUCAAAGGUCCACGCGUCGUUUGUCGGAAUCGGAGGCGAAUGACCUAGCUUUGGCGGCCAGAGAGGAAGUGACGGACUUGAGACGGCGGGUGGAACUCCUGAAGCAAGAAAAUGCCGAGUUGACAAGGAGGAAUUCUGGAGAUUCCUCUGAGAGACUCCCUGCUUAUAAUGAGUAG
Lentinula edodes (shiitake mushroom) is the source of this 1065-nucleotide messenger RNA. RefSeq lists its product as uncharacterized. Lineage: Eukaryota; Fungi; Basidiomycota; Agaricomycetes; Agaricales; Omphalotaceae. The record is from RefSeq and is a predicted model, not a curated record. The transcript has 2 exons. The coding region runs from base 1 to 1065 and encodes 354 amino acids.